This is a messenger RNA of Leishmania braziliensis MHOM/BR/75/M2904, 783 nucleotides long. Its product is annotated as ubiquitin-conjugating enzyme-like protein. NCBI's taxonomy places the organism in Eukaryota, Euglenozoa, Kinetoplastea, Trypanosomatida, Trypanosomatidae. Bases 1 to 783 code for a protein of 260 amino acids. The transcript has a single exon. Gene Ontology annotation, molecular function: ubiquitin conjugating enzyme activity. Gene Ontology annotation, biological process: proteasome-mediated ubiquitin-dependent protein catabolic process; DNA repair; protein polyubiquitination. The record is from RefSeq and is a predicted model, not a curated record.
AUGCAAGCAGCUCGUCUCGCGACUCGGAAUACCACCGGCGACGGCGAGGAUGGACCGCAGCGUGCACCUAUCGACGCCCCGAUGACCACCGCCGCGACAGUCGAGCAAGAGACGGCUCACCCUCAACAGCCCGUAGGCGAGCCGAUGACGGCGAUGGAGCAGCCUAGGUUUCAGUCGCCCUCUUACGAGCACCUGGCGGCCCGGCAGAGCCGCAACAGCGCCAUCGCGGAUAAGAUGGGCGGCGGCCAGCAGCUAAAGGACCACACGACAGCCCAGCGCCGUCUUAUGCAGGAUUACCGCACCUUCCAACAAAACAUGGCCGAGGGCACCAACUCCGACAUCACAGCGCUGCCUGUCGAUGGUGACUUCUUCCACUGGCACGCCGUGAUUUCGGGCCCGUGCGACACGCCGUGGGAGGGCGGCCUCUUCAAACUAGACCUCAUCUUCGGCGACGACUACCCGUUCUCGCCGCCAAAGGUCCGCUUCCUCACCAAGGGCAUGUUUCACCCCAAUGUCUACGUCGACGGCAACAUAUGCAUGGACACACUGAAGGGCAACUGGCAGUCAUCCCUUAACCUAGAGACGCUGCUGAUAUCUAUUCAGUCCCUCCUGUCAGACCCAAACCCACUUUCGGCCGCCAACGGAGCGGCGGCGCGGCUCCUGACAGAGAAUCGCAGUGCCUACGAUGAAAAGAUACGCGCCUUAGUGGAGGAAAGCCUCGAGCAGAGCUUCUCUGUAGAUGGCGAUAGUGACGAUGCAGCGGUGAAUGGGGAAGACGUGUAG